Messenger RNA from Drosophila grimshawi, 2179 nucleotides. Its product is annotated as neprilysin-1. NCBI's taxonomy places the organism in Eukaryota, Metazoa, Arthropoda, Insecta, Diptera, Drosophilidae. Gene Ontology annotation, cellular component: plasma membrane. Gene Ontology annotation, molecular function: metalloendopeptidase activity. The record is from RefSeq and is a predicted model, not a curated record. The transcript has a single exon. Gene Ontology annotation, biological process: protein processing. Bases 16 to 2109 code for a protein of 697 amino acids.
CAAUGAUGUAGCAGCAUGUUAGCCGGAUUCAAGAUUGGGGCACUGAUCCUGUUGCUGCUGCUGGCAGGCAUCAUCAGCUGUGCGCUGAGCAACGAGGAUCAAUUUCAGCGUGUCUUUCAAACGGCGGACACAGUACGUCAGAGUAAGUCGCAAGCGAUGCGACGCCAAAUGAAUGUGGAUGCAGAUCCGUGUAAUGAUUUCUAUGAGUUUGCCUGCGGCAAUUGGAACACGGAGGAGACGCCACAAUCAAAGCGAGUACAACGCAUAGAUAACGAUUUGCAGCGACUCCUGAAGGAGACGGCACAACGCAAGGAUAGUGCGUUGGCGCGACAGGCCAAGGAUUUCUAUCAGUCCUGUGUGGCUGCACCGGCUCAGAGCAGCCAAAAGAGCCAACAACAGCAAUUGUUUCUCAGCGAGUUCAUUCAACAGAAUGGCGGCUUUCCGGCCGUACCCGGCUCCAAUUGGCGUGUCUAUCGCCAGGACUAUGAAUGGCCGCGAAUAACGGGCGUAUUGCGACGCAAUUAUGCCAUGGACAUUCUGAUUGGAUUGCGGAUUAGCUACAACUAUGCCAGUGUGCAAGAGAACAGCAUCUAUCUGACCGAACCGAGCACUCUGCUGCCCAACGAGCUGUGCAGCAAUCACAGUCUGCAACGCAAUGAUUCCGCCUUCCGCGCCGUCGAAGAACGGGUGGCGACACAGCUAAGGAUCUGGCUGGCGAUGGGCAAUGUGGAGUCCACGCGUCUCGCCACAACCAUAAUUAGUUUCGAGCAUGAGCUAUGCGGUGGCAUGCACGAUUGGGUGCCAUGGAAUUCGGAUGAUCGGCUCUACAAUGCGAAUUAUACGCGCAAGAAUCUAAACGAAUUGGGACAGAUUUACGGUUUGGAUCUGGAGGCUUAUGUGAGCAGCAGCCUGGGUCAGUCUGUGUACUCGCCGGUGUAUAUGACUGCACCGGACUACUAUCGUCAGCUGCAGCGCACCCUGCAGGCACACAAUGCCAGCCAGAUAGCCAACUAUGUGAUGUAUCGAGCCGUAGCUGAACUCACCUUUCCCCUGGAUGACAAUAAAUCGACAACACGUCGUUCAUCCUAUUGCCUGGGCAGGGUGAAGAGUCUUUUGCCAGCGGCAUUGGGGGAACUGUUUGCAGGUCAGUUUGCCAGUGAAGAAUCGCGAGAACAGCUCGUGCAACUCUUUGCCCAGUUAAAGGAUGCACUGCAUCGCAGUCUGAGCGCCGAUUGGCUGGAAGAUGCAAGUCGACGUACUGCUCAGGCCAAACUCAGCCAGCUGGAAAUCGGUCUGGCGAACUACGACAAACCGAAACCGUUGAAAGUGCAAUUGGAACACAACAAUUACUGGCAGAAUUUGCAACAGAUUUUGGCUGAGGUGCAACAACAGCAGUGGCAACGUUUGGGUGAGAAUUAUCCAACGCCAGCGGAUGCAGUCGAGGCGUAUGAGACACGCCUACAAUAUCGUCCGGUGCAACGGCGUAUCGAUAUGUCGUGGGCGUUGUUGCAGCCACCCGAUUACGAUGCACGUUACGGUCAGGCUGUAAUGUAUGCCACAUUGGGCACACAACUGGCCGAACAGUUGGCAACGGCAUUCGAUGAGUUGCAUUGGUCGGUGGGUUUCCUCGAGCGUGAUACUUGGGAACCGUUGACAGCUUUACGAUAUCGCAAUCGCAGUGAAUGCUUUAGUAGCCACGUCGAUAACUAUUUGCAGCACAAUCAGAGUGCCACAGAGAUGCUCAUCCGGAACAGUGCCGGCUUGAAUGUGGCAUUCAAUGCGUAUCUCACGUGGCUGAACUAUCAGGCGCCAAACAAUGAUUUUAUCCGGCUCACAAGAGAAACACUGCCCGGCCUCAACUAUUCGAAUACGGCGCUGUUCUUUGUGGCCUAUGCCCAGCAGCACUGUCAGCCCAGGGAGCGGAGAGAGCGGCGGAUCGGUGGGAGACAUGAUGAUCUACUCAAUCUCACGUAUAGUCUGCGCCAGCGGCACAACUGGACAAGAUUGCGGGUGAAUGGACCGUUGAGCAAUAUGUUCGAUUUUGCUCGCGAAUUCCGCUGCCCAGCCGGUUCAGCCAUGAAUCCGGCAGUCAAGUGUUCGAUUUACUAAGUGGGCAGUAUGCAAAUCCUAUGAUUCUAACAACAAUAUUAUAAUAAAAUAAUAUAAGAAAUCCACUUUG